Molecule: messenger RNA, 1697 nt
Organism: Microplitis demolitor
Lineage: Eukaryota; Metazoa; Arthropoda; Insecta; Hymenoptera; Braconidae
Product: acetylcholine receptor subunit beta-like 1
Exons: 5
Coding region: 19-1608 (529 amino acids)
Biological process (GO): chemical synaptic transmission; nervous system process; regulation of membrane potential
Cellular component (GO): neuron projection; synapse; postsynaptic membrane
Molecular function (GO): acetylcholine-gated monoatomic cation-selective channel activity; transmembrane signaling receptor activity
Source: RefSeq, a predicted model, not a curated record
GAUGUCACUCUGCUCGAAAUGUACAACUACUCGAAAAUAUUGAAAUUAUUAUUAAUAUCUGCUGUUUUUUGUAUUGGUCUGUGUUCUGAAGAUGAAGAAAGAUUGGUGCGAGAUUUGUUUAGGGGCUACAAUAAGCUUAUUAGGCCAGUUCAAAAUAUGACUGAAAAAGUUCAUGUAAGAUUUGGUCUCGCUUUUGUCCAACUUAUCAAUGUGAAUGAAAAAAAUCAGAUUAUGAAAUCGAAUGUGUGGUUGAGAUUUGUGUGGACAGAUUAUCAAUUGCAAUGGGACGAAGCUGAUUACGGUGGUAUUGGAGUAUUGCGUUUACCACCAGAUAAAGUUUGGAAACCUGAUAUUGUAUUAUUUAACAAUGCCGAUGGUAACUACGAAGUACGUUAUAAAAGUAACGUUUUGAUUUAUCCAAACGGUGAAGUACUUUGGGUACCACCAGCAAUAUAUCAGAGCUCAUGCACUAUUGACGUAACAUAUUUUCCAUUUGAUCAACAAACAUGUAUUAUGAAAUUCGGUUCAUGGACAUUUAACGGUGACCAAGUAUCACUGGCUUUGUAUAACGAUAAAAAUUUUGUGGAUUUAUCAGACUACUGGAAAAGUGGCACAUGGGACAUAAUAAGUGUACCGGCAUAUUUAAAUACUUAUCAAGGAGACUUCCCCACGGAAACAGAUAUUACAUUUUACAUAAUAAUACGCCGCAAAACAUUGUUUUACACCGUUAAUUUGAUACUACCAACAGUAUUGAUAUCAUUUUUAUGUGUACUGGUAUUUUAUUUACCAGCAGAAGCCGGCGAAAAAGUAACUCUGGGUAUCAGUAUUUUGCUUUCACUUGUCGUAUUUUUACUUCUCGUCAGUAAAAUAUUGCCACCGACUUCUUUAGUGUUGCCACUGAUUGCUAAAUAUUUACUAUUUACAUUCAUUAUGAAUACCGUCAGUAUACUGGUGACUGUUAUUAUAAUAAAUUGGAAUUUCCGAGGCCCCAGGACCCACAGAAUGCCCCAGAUGAUUCGUAAAAUAUUUUUGAAAUACUUACCGGCAAUAUUAUUGAUGCGUCGACCAAAAAAAACCCGGCUCAGGUGGAUGAUGGAGAUACCAAACGUGACUCUGCCGACGUCAACGUACUCAGGCAGUCCAACGGAACACUUGCCCGGAGGGAUAAGCAAAUCUAAAAUGGAAAUAAUGGAGUUAUCUGAUUUACAUCAUCCAAAUUGUAAAAUAAAUCGCAAAGCGCAUCAUACUGGCACUACAAGUACUGCCGCUUCUGGUGUAACUGGAGCUGCUGCUGGUGCGGGUGCUGGUAAUAAUGAGCCUUUAGGUGACAGACGUGGAUCUGAAAGUUCUGAUUCUGUUUUAUUGAGUCCAGAAGCUACCAAAGCUACUGAAGCUGUUGAAUUUAUUGCUGAACAUCUCAGAAAUGAAGAUCUUUAUAUUCAGACAAGAGAAGAUUGGAAAUACGUUGCAAUGGUAAUUGAUCGUCUUCAAUUAUACAUUUUCUUUAUUGUGACAACAGCUGGUACUAUUGGAAUAUUAAUGGACGCUCCGCACAUCUUUGAAUACGUCGAUCAAGAUCGAAUUAUAGAAAUUUACCGCGGAAAGUAAUUUUUAAUAUUUUAUUUAUUGUUUAUACUAUUUUUAAAUUAAAUAGUAAUAAAAAUUAUUUAUUAUUCACAAAAAAAAUUUAUUAACAA